AUGGAUUCCGGACUGGUAAAACAAUUUAAUGAAAUUAAUGAAAAGAAUGAAAGGUUGAAAGAGGAAAAUGAGAAACAAAAGAUUGAAUUCGUUAAAUAUAGACAAACAGUUGAAACAAAACAUGAAGAGUAUAACGAGUAUAUUGAUAAAUUAAAAGAAGUGAUUAAUAAAUUAAAAGAAAACUGCGACAGGUUAAAUAAAGAAACGGAACAUUAUCGUAAUAAAUUUACCAGUUAUCAACGAGAAAUUGAACCAAGAUAUAAAGAAGAAGUUAAGAAAUUAAGACAAGAAAAAGAACUUUAUCAGAAUGAAUUAACCAAAUAUCAACAAGUAAUUAUACCAAAAUACAACGAAAAUAUUAAUAAUUUGAAAAAAGAAUUCUCUAUUGUUUAUGAAAAAUCCAGUACCGAAGUUACUAAAUUACAACAAUCUAAUACUCGUGCAGAGAAAAAAAUUUGCGAGAUUGAAAUUGAGAAACAAAACCAAGCUAUUAUGGUUAAAGAAUUGGAAAAGUUGAAUAAAGACUUGGAAGUUAAAAAUGAAAAAUUAAGAAAAGAAGCUUCAUCAUAUCAAUCAGCUUUACGAAGUGCAGAAUCAUCAUGUUACAAUUUGAGAGAUGGAGAUAGGAAUGAUCCAGUUCAACUUACUAAUGAUUUAAGAUCUUUGCAGGAAAGAAUUGAGAGAUAUGUAACAACUUUGAAAGGUGCCGUGGUGGUUGAUAAUGAGAAAGUUCUAGAAUUAUUCAAGAAAUAUAAUUUAAAGAUUGAAAACCAAACAACUCAAGACAAACUUUUGAUGAAAUCAGUUUUACAACGUUAUGUGCUGGAAAAAGUUCUCGAAUAUGCAGAUGAAUAUCUUAAUAACAUCAAUGAUCCUUGCAAUCAAGAGAAACAAAUCAUGAAUCACGCAGAUGGAUUGUUAAAUAUUCUUGGUAAAUUUCAUCGUAAUCAUUUAAUUAAAGAUAAUAAAAAUAAAUUUACUACAGCAAGAAAAAUUCAUGAACAAGUUUAUGGUUUAUUGGGUGAACAUGGAUUCUCUGAUAUCUAUGAUGAAAAUAAUGAUAGUAGCAAUAGCAGUAAUGGUGACGACAAUAAACAGCUUCAAUCAACCAAACAUCCAUUUGUAUCAUCUGCAGUACAAAAACUCAACGCAUUAAUGACUGAAUAUCGUCUGAUCAAGGAUGUAAAUAAGAGGAGAUACACGGAAAAUAUGGCAGAAAAUAUUAUUAAAGAUAUUGUUAGAAUUUUCAGGUUUCGUUUGUUGAUAAAUGAACCAAGAUUUGAAUUGUAUUGGUUUAAACGUAACGAAAAAAUCAAGCCAGAUCUUAUGAGAGGUACAUGGGACGAUGAUUGUUUGGAGGAUUAUGUUGUGGAUAUUUGUUUCUUCCCGUUAAUUGGAACAAAUCUUAAGGAUAAUAAUAAAAAUAAUGAUUUAGAUUGUAAAAUUCUCACUUAUGCAAAGGUUUAUUCUCGAUCCAUUAUAAAUUCUCAUGGAGAAGAAAGUUUGGAAGUGGAUGAGAAAAAGGCAUCUUCAGAAAAUAAUAAUAAUAAUGGCAUUAUAGCCAAUAUGCUGAAAAAAGUUAUUGGAAGACACGAAUCAACCGAUCAGCAAAAUGGUGAAAAUCAAGACGGUAAUAACUCCAUCUCUUCAUCUGUUCCACAGGACAAGAAGGCUAAAAUUCCAACAAAAAAUAAUGACGGUAACGAUAAUCCUUCUUUAUCCAACAAUAAUGUAAAUAGUUCAAAAAGCAAUGAUCUGAAGAAUAAUCAUCAAGAAAAAAAAGGUAGUAAUCAAGAAAAUGAAGAUAGUGAUAGUGAUAGCGAUGAUAACUAUAAAGACUUGGAUUAUGAUAAAAUAGAUCGUGAUGAGUCGUAUUAA
Entrophospora sp. SA101 is the source of this 1878-nucleotide messenger RNA. The record is from the annotation of a GenBank genome assembly. Lineage: Eukaryota; Fungi; Glomeromycota; Glomeromycetes; Entrophosporales; Entrophosporaceae.